GCUCAUUUCAGAGAGCACACUUUUCAGCAGCACCAAUCCAUCUUUAUAGACACCUGAUGAGCAUCCCCUUGGAACUUUCCAAGCUACACUGAAGGACACUUGUCAUAAUUCGUAUUCACUCGGUGUGUUAGGCGCCACAAGAAAAACACUUAGGUGACUGGACUUCUGGAAAAAUGGCUUUUUGGUGCAGGUGUUUGCUUUUGCUGUGUUUGUCUGCUGCUCCUAGCCUUGCUGCAGUUCAGACCUGCAUGGAUAAGCAUCAGGUGGUCGGGGUGCUGCGACAGAUGGAGAAGUUUCUGAAAGGCCAGGAGCUUCGGUUUACAGAAGGCCUCCGGAUCAUGAAGUCAAAACUGGCGACGCUACAGAACUCUGUCUCCAAGCUGCCCCAAGCAGACCAAUCAGCUGCCCCCGCCACCUGCCCCCCACUGGAAGAACCGGAUCACGGAAUCAAGUUUGGCUCCAAGCAUCUGGUCGGACAUGAGGUGCAUUUCACUUGCUCACAGGGCUACCACCUCGUGGGCUCGGCCACACGUGUCUGCCAGGACAACGGCACGUGGAAUGGAGAGGGCGCCUUCUGUAAAGACAUUAGCGAGUGUGCAAGUAAUCCCUGCCAAAAUGGAGGAACAUGCGUGGAAGGUGUCAAUCAGUACAAAUGCACCUGCUCCAAGAACUGGAGCGGCUCCCACUGCCAGCACCAAACUCAGACAGCUCCUCCAGAGUGGAGCGUCAUGAACGAUCCAGCGUUUAGCCGAAAACCUCGCUGUGCCCAAGUGAAUCGAGCCCAACACUGCAGUUGUGAUGCAGGUUUCCACAUGAGUGGCACCUCUGAUAACAGUAUCUGCCAGGAUGUCAACGAGUGUGAAGUCUACCGUCUGGACCAGGGAGGGACGUUAUGCGUUCAUGAAUGUGUCAACGUCCCGGGCUCAUACCACUGCUCCUGCCCCAGUGGCUACAAGUUGCUCCCAGAUGGGCGGAGCUGUGAGGAUGUGGACGAAUGUUUAAACCAGCAGCACAACUGUAGCCGAGGAACAACAUGUAUCAACACGGGGGGAGGCUUUCAGUGUGUCAACCCAGACUGCCCCCGCUCCCAUGGCAACAUCACCUAUGUCAAAACAUCUCCCUUUCAGUGCGAGAGGAACCCCUGCCCCAUGGACAGCCGCUCCUGCAACCUCGCGCCUAAGACCGUCUCCUUCCACUACCUCUCCCUCCCUUCCAACCUGCAGACACCUGCCACCCUUUUCCGUAUGGCCACUGCGGGGGCCCCCGGGCGCACGGGACCCGACAGCCUGCGCUUUGGCAUUGUAGGAGGAAACACCCGAGGCAUCUUUGUCAUGCAGCGCUCUGACAGGCAAACGGGCGAGCUGAUACUGGUCCAGCAGCUGCGCGGGCCACAGGAGAUCAGCGUGGACGUGGACAUGUCGGAAUACACCGACCGCACUUUUCAAGCAAAGCAUGUGGCCAGAGUCCACGUUCUGGUGUCACCUUAUAACUUCUGAGGAAGGUGAGGAACUGAUUGUGCUGAUCACCUUCAUCACCUCGCAGGCCGAGCCUGGCUUCAUUUUAAAGUUUUAAGAGUAAAAAUAAGCAAAACACUGUGUAACUAUUAUACAAUUAAUAUUACUAUUAACAGCAAAAACAACAGCGCUUGGCAUGUCACUGAGUAAAUUUGGAACAGCAACACCACAUAUUGCAUAUGCCUGUUAUUUAUCAUUAAAAUGCAUGCUUUAUUCCUCUAAAAAAUAAGAAUUAAGAUUUUUAAUGCAUCCGUUAUAAAGAUGAAAAGUUAUGGGAACUGUCUGGAAACUUUCCAUAGGAAGUUACAGUACCUCACAAAAGUGAGUACUGUACACUCCUCACAUUUCAGCAAACAUUUUAAUACAGUAUAUCUUCUCAAAGGAAAAUGCAAAAAAAUUCAACAAUAUACAGUACUUUAGAGUAGUAGCUUGUACAGCAGUAUAGAUUUACUAUCCACUAAAAAUAACACACAGCAAUUUUUAUCUAAUUCGCUGGCAACUCAAGCGAGUACCAAGAUAAUUGUGUCUUGCCUACAGUCAAAUGUCAUGGUCUGGGGAUGCACGAGUGCUGCUGGCAUUUGGACGCUGCGGUUCACUAAAAGAAACAUGAAUUCCAACAUGUCCUGUGACAUUCUGAAGCAGAGCAUGAGCCCCUCCCUUGGGAAAGUGGGCCACAUGGCACUUUUCCAACAUAAUAACGAGUCCAAACACCUUGGAAAUGACAAGUACCUUGCUGAGAAGCUGAAAGUGACAGUGAUGGAGUGGCCAAGUAUGCCUCCAUCAGCAUCACCAGAGAUGUCAUCAUGGAGGAGUGGACGAAGAUUUCAGUAACAACCUGUGUAGCUCUGGUGAAUUCCAUGCCCAAGAGAUUAAGGCAGUGCUAAAUAAUUAUGGUGCUCACCCUAAAUAUUGGCACUUUGGACACAAUUUAGAAAUGUUCAUUGUGGGGUGUAAGCUGUACAUUGAUUACUCCAAAGACUACUGCUACUACAUUAAAGUUUCAUUUUGAUAGUACAAUAGAUACCUGGUUUUUGCAAGGGAUACCUCCCAGGAACACUUGCGAAUAGCAAUGCAAGUAAUUGAGACUCCCAUAAAUAUGUCUGUUUUGUUUUUCUAAUACAAACCAACACUCACAGUGCAACCAAAAAUAACACAGCAAGUGAGAAGCGUUUCAGAAUGAACGCUUACACACCCACAUACAGUACAUGUAAAACAACAUCUAAUUACACAAAUUUUAGCUUUCCAGCUUGCAGCGCUGUGGGCUUCUCAGCAUGUAUUGCGGGUUAUUAGUUAGUACAAGGAAAAACAUUGUUUUGCAAAUAUAUGAGUGUGUAAGCAUCUAUUUCAUAUUUCGCACAGUCUGUGUGGAACAGUUAUAUUGUGUGUUCCAAGUUUUACUUAAUUGUGUUAUUUUUGGUUGAGUGAGGAAUGCAUUUGGGUUGUUACUCCUGUUGGUUUGUGAUAUGUGAGUAAUAGUGUAAUUUUCAAACUGAUUCAGUGCAUAUAAAGAACACCUCCUCAAGCAAGCUGAA
Molecule: messenger RNA, 3046 nt
Organism: Dunckerocampus dactyliophorus (ringed pipefish)
Lineage: Eukaryota; Metazoa; Chordata; Actinopteri; Syngnathiformes; Syngnathidae
Product: fibulin-7
Exons: 8
Coding region: 174-1496 (440 amino acids)
Molecular function (GO): calcium ion binding
Source: RefSeq, a predicted model, not a curated record